AUGGAAGACCGUCGAGAUAUCAUCAUAUCUAUACACCCAAAGUACGUCGCCGACAUUGUCAGUCGGGUAAAGAACCAUGAGUUCCGUAAUUACCUGCUUCCUGCUUCAGUCAAGCGACUUUGGAUAUACGAAACCAGUCCCCUCUCAUCUAUCCGAUAUAUCGCAACUAUCAGUCACGGGAAGCGCCCUGGAGAGAUUUGUAAUCCUGAUGGGCAAAGCAAUGACGAGUUUGAUCGUGGCGAUCUGGAAGGCUGUGCCAAGUAUGCAUACGAAAUCUUGAAACUUGAACAGCUGCCAAAAUCUUACUCCCUCAAUGGCCUCAAGAUUAAGGGGUGGCUGAAAGGCGCCCCUCAGAAAUACUGUUUUCUGAAGCCUGCUAUGAGAGAAGCUGCCUGUACCCUACCAUUACAACUUUUGUUUGGGCCAGAUGAGCAGAAUCUGGACCUCAGUAACGACGUGAACUCUGAUGGUGAAGAGCCUGUCAAUGAGUAG
Molecule: messenger RNA, 492 nt
Organism: Clonostachys solani
Lineage: Eukaryota; Fungi; Ascomycota; Sordariomycetes; Hypocreales; Bionectriaceae
Source: the annotation of a GenBank genome assembly